AUGGAUGGUUAUCGUAGUCAUUUGUCCUCAAGCUUCCAGCAUUCUCAUUCAGGGUCGGUACGUCUACCUCAAUCCCCUUAUGCCUCUUCCCCAUCAUUUGAGGGCUCACAUCACAGUCAGAGUUCAUUUCAAUCAUUUAAAGGGUCUUUGAAAGUGUUGCUGUUGCAUGGGAAUUUAGAUAUCUUGGUCCGUGAUGCAAAAAACCUUCCCAACAUGGACAUAUUCCAUGAGACCUUACGAGACACGUUAGGGAAAGUAUCACUAGGCAUUACUAAAAAAAUUGAAGGGCACAUGCAUCAUAAGAUAACCAGCGAUCCAUAUGUCACAGUUUCAGUUUCCAAAGCUGUAGUUGCUCGUACUUUUGUGAUCAGCAACAAUGAGAACCCAGUUUGGUUGCAACAUUUGAAUUUUUCAGUGGCACAUUAUGCUGCAGAAGUGUGCUUUCACGUCAAAGACAAUGAUGUUGUCGGUUCGCAGGUAAUAGGGGUUGUAAACAUCCCAGUGGAGCAGAUAUACUCGGGAGCAAAAGUGGAGGGAUCCUUCCCAAUCCUCAAUGCUAAUGGGAAGCCUUGCAAACCCGGAGCGGAAUUGAGUCUUUCAAUUCAGUAUACUCCAAUAGACAGGUUGACCAUGUACCACAAUGGAGUUGGGUCAGGCCCUAACUAUCCCGGUGUUCUUGGUACCUAUUUUCCUCUUAGGAAGGGUGGGAGAGUUACACUUUAUCAAGAUGCCCAUGUUCCUGAUGGUUGUCUUCCAAACCUGAAGCUAGAUCAUGGGAUGCUGUUUGAGCAUGACAAGUGUUGGCAUGGCAUCUUUGAUGCAAUAAGUCAGGCUCGUCAUUUAAUUUACAUCACAGGGUGGUCUGUGUUCCACGAAGUCAGACUCGUUCGUGAUGUUGCUUAUGCAUCAGCCAGAUCAAACUGUACCCUGGGAGAUCUUCUCAAGUCCAAGUCUGAGGAAGGUGUGAGAGUUCUGCUUCUUGUAUGGGAUGAUCCUUCUUCAAAGAACAUCUUGGGCUAUAAGACGGAUGGAAUCAUGCAAACCCAUGAUGAAGAGACCAGACGUUUCUUCAAGCACUCUUCAGUGCAAGUUAUACUCUGCCCCCGAUCCGGUGGAAAACAACAUAGCUGGAUCAAACAGCAGGAAGUUGGAGUAAUCUACACUCAUCAUCAGAAAACUGUGAUUGUGGAUGCGGACGCUGGUUAUAAUAAGAGAAAAAUCAUAGCUUUUGUUGGAGGACUUGAUUUAUGUGGUGGGCGGUAUGAUACUCCAAGUCAUUCCCUAUUUAGGACACUGCAAACUGUUCAUAAGGAUGACUACCAUAACCCUAAUUUCUCGGGGCCAACUUCUGGUUGUCCAAGGGAACCAUGGCAUGAUCUGCACUGUAAAAUUGAUGGUCCAGCAGCAUAUGAUGUUCUUACCAACUUUGAAGAGCGAUGGCAUAAAGCUUCAAAACCUCACGGGAUUAAAAAAUUAAAAAAAUCAAACGAGGAUGCUUUGCUCAGGUUAGAAAGUAUUCCUGACAUCAUUGGUUUGCUUGAUACUCCUUACCUAAGUAAGAAUGAUCCAGAGACUUGGCAUGUCCAGGUUUUCCGUUCAAUUGAUUCAACUUCUGUGAAAGGCUUUCCAAAGGACCCAAAAGAGGCUACAAGCAAGAACUUGGUAUGUGAUAAAAAUGUGGUGAUUGACAUGAGCAUACAUACAGCAUAUGUGAAGGCCAUCCGAUCUGCCCAACAUUUCAUUUAUAUAGAGAACCAAUACUUCCUCGGGUCUUCCUAUAAUUGGUCUCAACAUAAAGACUUAGGUGCAAACAAUUUAAUACCAAUGGAAAUUGCUCUAAAAAUUGCCAAUAAAAUCAGAGCAAAUGAGAGAUUUGCUGUCUACAUAGUUAUUCCAAUGUGGCCAGAGGGUGUUCCAACAAGUGCUACCACACAGAGGAUUCUCUAUUGGCAGAAUAAAACGAUGCAAAUGAUGUAUGAAACAAUUUACAAAGCUCUGAGAGAGGUUGAGCUUGAGAAGACUUAUACACCAGAAGACUAUUUGAAUUUCUUCUGCCUUGGCAAUCGUGAGGCUCUAGAUGGGAAUUGCAUCCCAGAUGUACAAAGUCCAAAUGCAGCAAAUACUCCUCAGGCAUUCUCCCAGAAAAGUCGACGCUUUAUGAUAUAUGUUCAUUCAAAAGGCAUGAUAGUGGAUGAUGAGUAUGUAAUCUUGGGGUCUGCAAACAUCAAUCAGCGAUCCAUGGAAGGCACGAGAGACACAGAGAUUGCAAUGGGUGCCUAUCAGCCUGUACAUUCAGGGGGAAGAAAAGGAUCUAAUCCACGUGGACAGAUUUAUGGGUAUAGGAUGUCUCUGUGGGCAGAACACAUUGGAGCUAUUGAGGAAUGUUUUAAACACCCAGAAAGCCUUGAAUGUGUUAGACGGGUUAGGUCCAUGGGGGAGCAGAACUGGAGACAAUUUGCUUCCAAUGAAGUAACAGAGUUGAGAGGACACCUCAUGAAGUACCCAAUCGAAGUUGACCCAAAGGGAAAUGUGAAGCCUCUUCGUGGAUGUGGAAGUUUCCCAGAUGUCGGAGGGACCAUAGUGGGAACUUUGGGAAAUUUUUCGGUCAUUCAAGAAAAUCUUACUAUCUAAUCCACGAAUCAAUCUAUGAUUGCAGCAACAACCCUGCACAGUCCACAACUUAUCUUGAAUUACGGAGCUCAGCAGUAGAAACCAAUCAAGCUAAAGUUCAGCAGAUGCCACAUAUGAACUAGGUUUCAUUCAGUUGCCCUUCUUAACUGUAAUUUUUGUUUAUGUUUGCACCCCAUUAUUUGUUGUCACAAUUCAUCUCAAUCAUACCAAAUCCACUCUGAAGAUGUAUUGAUUAGAGAGCUAUAUGUUGUAUAAUUACAUUGGGUGGAGUUUGGAGAUAAAUAUUGUGUACAUUUAUUUGCAUAGAGUAAUGGAAGGAUUAAA
Molecule: messenger RNA, 2955 nt
Organism: Telopea speciosissima
Lineage: Eukaryota; Viridiplantae; Streptophyta; Magnoliopsida; Proteales; Proteaceae
Product: phospholipase D beta 1-like
Exons: 10
Coding region: 1-2631 (876 amino acids)
Biological process (GO): phospholipid catabolic process; phosphatidylcholine metabolic process
Cellular component (GO): plasma membrane
Molecular function (GO): D-type glycerophospholipase activity; calcium ion binding
Source: RefSeq, a predicted model, not a curated record